This is a messenger RNA of Sitodiplosis mosellana (orange wheat blossom midge), 744 nucleotides long. Its product is annotated as protein PBDC1. The transcript has 3 exons. The coding region runs from base 150 to 629 and encodes 159 amino acids. Gene Ontology annotation, cellular component: cytoplasm. NCBI's taxonomy places the organism in Eukaryota, Metazoa, Arthropoda, Insecta, Diptera, Cecidomyiidae. The record is from RefSeq and is a predicted model, not a curated record.
UGUAUCGAAGCCCGAAACGUCAUACACACUUUACUAGAUGGUUAUGUAUUUGAAUGUUACGAUGACAGAAGUGUUCGCCCAUACACAUACGCAAUAAUAAUAGAUUUGCCGCACGUGGAAUUGAAAACAAAGCGAAAAAAUACCAAAAAAUGGAUGUACUAAGCCGACCAGCCGAGGAAUUCGGCAACGAUGAAUCCGUUGAGGCGAUGUGGGCAAUGCGAGCAUUUGAUCAUGCCGAAGUUUAUUUCAACUUGCUAUGCAGUGUUGAUCCAAGAUUGUUGAAACUAACACCAUACGAUGAUCAAAUCUAUCAAGCAUUUCGAGAAGAAUUCCCCAGUUUCAAUGUCGCCAAAAUGACUGAAAACGAACUGAAAAACCCGUCGGCAAAGCAAAAAUGGCGAAGUUUCAUCGAAAAAUUCAACAAACUCGAUGACUAUAGCUACGGUACAUUGAUGCGGGCCGAUGCCAGCCAAGAUUUUGGGCCACACAAUUCGAUUUUAGUCGUUCGUAUUCAAUUUUGGGCCAUCGAAAUAGCCCGAAAUCGCGAAGGACACAAUGAUAAAAUUCGCUACAAAUACAAACCUACACCAGCUCAAGACGACAACGAAGGAGGAGAAGAACAACAAUGAGAUUUCCGUUGGAAUAGCCGAUUCGAAAAUGCAUCAUCUAAUUGUAUAAGCUAGGAUAAUUACAAUACAUUUAUAAAUGAAUCUGAAUAAAAAAAAAACCAAAUCAUUUUCAUAA